Messenger RNA from Protopolystoma xenopodis, 756 nucleotides. Lineage: Eukaryota; Metazoa; Platyhelminthes; Monogenea; Polystomatidea; Polystomatidae. The record is from the annotation of a GenBank genome assembly.
AUGCGCUCUGCACCUAUCAAGCAUAAAGUUGUACCACAGCUGUCUCAGCAUCGUAAUACAAUUGCCAACAAUGUGUUCGAGAAUAACUCCUCUCUUGUGAGCACACAAAUUUCCGGACCUGGGACCGAUUCCACUUCCAAACCCCGCCGAACCUCGGUACCUCUGCGAUCAGCUGGCAUUUCAUCAGCCUACAAAAGUGUUAAUCAUUUGUCUCCAAGCCAGGCCCGUCUCUCUUUGGGCAACGAGAAGUCUAAACAUUGUACAGUAUCACCCCACACUAAACGUUUAUCCCGACUCUGUGGCGAUAAUGACGAACAAGAUCGUCCUCAUGCUUCCAGUCCGAAUACAGCCAGUCGCCAGAGAGUCCGGUUGAAUGAAACGCCGACCUCUGGCAUUCCUCUUUGCGCGACUGGUAAUACCUUCAAUCAAAUGGUCCUCGAGGAAUCAAAAGGUGAUGAAUGCUCUGGUCUCACUGAAAUAAAACACAAUUUGGAGACCUCCGGUAAAUCAUGUGAAUUAUCAAGUGCUGCUAUUACAGCUAUAGACAUUACGCAGAUGCCAUGCAGCCAUCAUGGGAGCAGUUGCAUAAUGUCGGCAGAUCUAUCUGGCCAGGUUCAUGUUCUCCCCAUCAUAGAUCCGCGACUCUGGCCCAUUAGUACCCUUCAUUCGAUGGCACAAGAUGAACGCCUUAAGCAACGCCAUUUCACAGUGAGUCUCCAUCUUUUCUCCAUAUCUAAUUUUUUUGGCAUGAAUUAA